Camellia sinensis is the source of this 1898-nucleotide messenger RNA. NCBI's taxonomy places the organism in Eukaryota, Viridiplantae, Streptophyta, Magnoliopsida, Ericales, Theaceae. The record is from RefSeq and is a predicted model, not a curated record.
UUUCCUAAUUUUUCUCUCGACAGAUUUCUCUCUCUCUCUCUCUCUCUUCAAUAGCGUCUCUUCGCACUCGUUCAAACCAAGCCUCAGAUUCGUCCUGUCAUCCAGUCCCGGGUUGGACUCAAUGGAGACUCGAUCUCUUCGCACUCUGUCUCAGUCCAUCAAAAGCCCAAACCGAUUACACAGCCCCCUUAUCUAGAAGGGUAUGUACCCACGAAUUUCUCUGAUUAUCCACUGUUGUCAUCUUCAACUUCAAGGUCGACGAUGGUGGACUACGCUUUGAUUUCUAGGGUUUAUCAUUUCAAUUUUCGAUGUCAAAUGGAGAAUUACAGCUACGAUGGAAACAGACCAGACCCAACCCCUAAAAACCACCCUUAGGCUUAAGUGACCUAAUGGAAGACAGUUCUUGGACUAGAAGAAGAAAGUCUAACCCUGUUAUGGAAGGAAAGGUUUCUUUCUUGUUUCUUCUUUCCUUUUUCUAAUUUUUUUUCCAUUCCCAAUCAAAAGAGGAAACAAACACGGAAUACUAAACCACCCUCGGCUAGGACUACCAUGUUUGAAGCCUCGCCAGACUCUAUAUAUAUAAGACUAGACAACAUGCUUAGCCUUGGAUCAAAAUAGUAUUAAGCCCCAUUCUGAAGGGCCUAAAGUCAGAGCAUCAUCGGUGUGUGCAGUGGGCAGCCAAUCAGCCACGACAACAAGCAGCAAAGAGCCACGACCGGGCCUCAAGUCAAAGCAUUGUCAGUGUGUGUAGUGGCCAUCCAAUCAGCCACGACAAGAAGCAGCAAAGAGCCACAUCCGGAAGCUAAGGGGAGCUCAUUUGAGAAAUUUAAAUAAAUUGUAGUAUUGGUGCCUAGAUAGAUGCCAAUGGCAGUAACAAGAUCUCAUAUUUCACUUCCUCCACCUCCUCUACCGUGUCCUUGGCUCGUCUUCAAUCAUGGAGAGCAUGGAAAGUACUCCACUCAAACCUUCUUUAACACAUCACAAGAUACCUACGUCAUGGGAAGAAUACCAGAGUUGUGCGACAAAAUGAUUGUUACAUGUUCUCACGGAUGGCUAGUAUUGCUCGAUCUUGAAUACGAUGAUUGUUUCUUGUUGAAUCCAGUUUCAAUGGAGAAGAUUAUGCUUCCACCAUUGCAAUACUUUCCGUUCUUCUGUUGCAUUCUAUCAUCACCCCCAACCGAUCCCAACUGUGCACUCAUUUUUGUCUGUCGAGAAAAACCAAGUGCCAUGUUUUGUCACCUGGGUGAUGAUGAAUGGACCGAACAACAUUUAAGAUCUGCUGAAUAUUUCAGAUCUGCUACCGUAUGUGGGGGAAAGAUUUAUGGCAUUACUUUAGAUGGAACUCUGCUUACGGUAGAUGAUGUUGGUUCUAAUCUGGUUGUGACAGAAUUGGGGUCAGAGAAGGCACCAAAUCCAUCAAUUCCAGGGACAUCAAGGUUGGAUGAGAAUUUAGUUGAUUCGUGUGGAGAGUUGUUUAUUGUAGUCAAGUCUUACCUAGGGAUGACUAUGAAGAUAAGGGACAUGGAAGUUUACAAAAUGGAUUUUUCAAGAUUGUUAUGGACAAAGGUGGACAGCUUAGGAGAUCGAACAUUCUUUCUCUGUAUAACUGGCAAUAGUUUCUCUUGUUCUGCAGCCGAAUCAGGGAUCAAACACAACUCUAUCUACUAUCUAGAGGGAAACGACCGGGACCUAUAUGUAUUUGAUCUUGAAAAUUAUAGCAUCUCAUUCUCUACGCCUUGCCCACUUCAAAGUAAUUGGCUGCAACCUAAAUGGAUUAUGCCUAUUUUAUAAGCCUAGCAACAGAUAAUUUUGUUUAUAUAUGUAUUUUUCUUCUUUUACAUCAUACUGUACUUUAUUCUAUCAAUUACCAUACUUUCUCAUUUCAUGUUUGCUGCUCA